AAUACAAAUCUAGCUACCACCCCACAUCAUUCUUUUUCAACUUCUCAUUUGAAUGAAUUUUUAUAUGUUAUGAUUUAUUACUUCACAGGCUUUAUCAGUAUAGAUUGUGGAAUCACAGAAAAUAUGACUUACACCGACAAAACAACCGAAUUAAAUUACGUUUCAGAAUCAGGUUUCAUCGAAAACAACAUAGGUGAAAGACAUACUAUAUCACUUGAAUACCAUUUCAAUACUCUUGACCAACAAUUUUCAACUUUAAGAAGUUUUCCUCAAGGAGACAAAAAUUGCUACACUCUAAGGCCUGGAGAUGGAAAAGGGAACAAAUAUUUGAUAAGGGCAAGGUUCUUGUACGGAAAUUAUGAUGGAAGAAUGACACUGCCAGUCUUCGAUCUCUACCUUGGAGCUAACAAAUGGAGUUCUGUAAAAUUUGAUAAUGCAAACAUAUCAUUGACGAAGGAGAUCAUACACAUUCCAAGUUCGGAUUAUAUAUUUGUGUGUGUAGUAAAUACAGGCCAUGGCACACCUUUUAUCUCGGCUUUGGAGCUUAGGCCUUUGAAGAACUCUACUUAUACUUCUGCUACUGCUGCUGUUUUAUAUCGACGAUUGGAUGUAGGGUCCACAAGUAAUAUAUCAGUAAGGUACAAAGAUGAUGUUUAUGAUCGUAUAUGGCAGCCGUUCAAUUUUCCAGAACGCAAAGUGUUAAGUACACCAUUGACAAUUGAUUCGAGUUCUAACAUUUACCAACCUCCAUCUAGUGUUAUGAGCACUGCUAUGUCCCCAGCAAAGGUGAGUAAUCCUAUGUUUGCCUUCCACAUGAAGCCAGAUGACCCUACAGCUGAAUACUAUGUAUACAUGCACUUUGCUGAGUUGGAAAAGCUCAAAGCAAAUGAGUCAAGAGAAUUCUUCAUCUAUGAAAAUCUAGAGUUAUGGAAUGUUGAUAAUCAACCUUUUAGUCCUCAGUACUUGAGUACUACCACUUUAUUCAAUGUUGCACUUGCACCUAUAAGUGGCGAUCAAAUUGACUACACCCUCUUUAAAACCACUGCGUCUACACACCAACCCACUCUCAAUGCUUUUGAGGUUUAUAUUGUUCAGAAUUUCUCACAACCACAAACCCACGAACAAGAUGUUGGUGCUAUGCUUAAUAUCAAGUCUAUGUAUGGAGUACAAAAAAAUUGGCAAGGGGAUCCAUGCUCUCCAAAAUCAUACACCUGGGAAGGUCUUAAUUGCAGCUUUAAUGGUCAAGAUCCUGUUAGAAUCAUAUCCUUAGACUUAUCCUCAAGUGGAUUGGAGGGAGAAAUAGCUUCUUAUAUAUCAAAUCUGACCAUGAUACAAUCUAUAGAUUUAUCAAAUAACAGUUUAAGUGGGUCUGUGCCUGAAUUCCUUUCUAGACUACCCUUUUUAAAAGUUUUAGACAUGAGGGGAAACAACCUCACAGGUUCAGUUCCAAGUGAGCUCAUUGAAAAAUCUAAAAGUGGCUCAUUGCUACUGAGUGUUUCAGAUAAUCCAGAUCUUUGUUCCUCACUUUCAUGCCGAAAGAAGAACAAAAAAUAUAUAGUUCCUAUCAUAGCAUCAGUUGCCACUCUAUUUGUCCUCUUACUUGCUUUCUUUAUCAUAUGGAAAGUUAUCAAAGGAAGAAAAAGAGGAACAUAGUAUAGGGGAUCAAGCAAGACACACAAUAUUGUUCCCAAGUCAUGGGACAAUUCUAAAUUGGCGACCUUUUUCGAAGACAACUAUUUGGUUUUAUAAUGUAUAAUAUUCUUCUUUCUAUUUCAUAGAUGGCUUGCUUCAACAACCACAAAACUCACAAUUUUAAUUAUGUUCUUACCAUUUGUGUGAUUAUGUUUUUGUGUUAUUUAAUUAAACUUGGAUUUCAACUUUA
Molecule: messenger RNA, 1882 nt
Organism: Cannabis sativa
Lineage: Eukaryota; Viridiplantae; Streptophyta; Magnoliopsida; Rosales; Cannabaceae
Product: putative leucine-rich repeat receptor-like protein kinase At2g19210
Exons: 8
Coding region: 70-1653 (527 amino acids)
Molecular function (GO): protein binding
Source: RefSeq, a predicted model, not a curated record